GUUUAAUCUUCUUUUAUAUAAACUCUUAAGAAACUGUUAAUGUUACAUACUAGACUGGUCAAGUUUCCGAAAUGGAUUAUAUAAACCAAACUAAACCAACCAUUAGCUUGUAUUUCAAGUUAACAUAAUCAAAAGAGAAUAAAAAUGAUUAAGCCACCACUAAGCCUUCUGGAUUGGGGUCCACGUCAAUAUGUGUGUUUUUCCACAAAAAGAAAAAGUGAAGACUCAAGUUCUGUCCUGUCCCUUUCCGGCGAAUUUGGUUCUGUACACAGACUUUAGACAUUUCCUCUUUACCAGCUUUUUUGCUUUCCUUCACUGCAAUUUCUAUAUUCUCUCAUAUAACAAUGUAUCCUCUUUUGUAGCACAUUCAGUGUCGUGGGUCUCAAGCUUUUGUCAGUAUGGGCUGCAUCAUUUCUUCUCGAAGAAAGAAACCGGCACCAAAAGGGUCCCCUGAACACCGUCCUCCUCGCUUCCACGUUCCUCCAUCAACAGCAACAAUAAUAGCUAAUGGUGAUGGUGAUCAAGCACAAAAGGUCUCCGAUAAGGUCAAUGAUAAAGUAAGUCCCAAGGAGCUGAAAAGAGAAGAGAGCGUUCUUGUUGCUAAUCCUCCUCCUCGCUGUACAGAAUUAGCUGACUCCGGUUGGCCACCGUGGCUUAUUCCCGACGCUGCUGAAGCCCUUGUUGGUUGGCUUCCUCGCCAUGAAUCUCACUUCGAGAAGCAAGAACAAAUUGGAAGAGGAACAUUCAGUAAGGUGUUCAAAGCUAGAGAUCUUCUCAGCAACAAGACCGUAGCUCUGAAGAGAAUCCGUUUCGAUCCCAGAGACAAAGAAAGCAUCAACAGCAUAGCCAGAGAGAUCCAAAUCCUACGCAAGCUAGAUCAUCCUAAUGUCAUUAAACUAGAAGGGCUGAUGCUUGUAGAACACGACUCCUCUAUCCUCUACAUGAUCUUUGAGUACAUGGAACAUGACCUCUUGGGACUCUCUUCAUUACUCGGUGUUGAAUUCUCAGAACCUCAGGUUAAAUGCUACAUGACACAGCUCUUAAGAGGGCUUGAUCAUUGUCACACUAACCAUGUACUCCAUAGAGAUAUCAAAAGCUCUAAUCUUCUCAUAAACCAACAUGGAGUCCUCAAAAUUGCGGAUUUUGGGUUAUCAACGUUCUUUGAUCCUCACAACAGUGUUCCUUUGACUACCAACGUUGUAACUCUAUGGUAUAGACCUCCUGAGCUUUUGCUUCGAGCUUCUCAUUACAGUGUUGGCAUCGACUUGUGGAGCACAGGUUGUGUAAUAGGUGAGAUAUUCGCUGGAAAGCCUAUUCUUCCUGGAAAAGACGAGAGAGACCAACUGCGAAAGAUAUUCGAGUUGUGUGGAUCACCUUCAGAGGAUUAUUGGACAAAGCUGAAGCUACAGCUUUCGUCUCCAUUGAGACCAAUGUUUCCAUAUGGAUCAAAUAUAGCAGAGACAUUCAAAGAGUUUCCAGAUCCUGUUAUUUCUCUUCUAGAGACUUUGCUCUCUCUUGAUCCAGAUCUUCGAGGCACUGCAGCUACUGCUCUCAACAGCGAGUACUUUCACACUGAGCCAUUGGCUUGUGAUCCAUCUUCUCUACCAAAGUACACUCCCAGUAAAGAAUUGGACAUUAAGAAGCGCGGUGAAACUAGAAAACAAGCUUCAGAAAUUAUAAGCACAGACGAACCACAAGCUGUAGAGCCAAUUCAAGAAGAUUCUUCUCUAACAAAGCAGCUUCAGAGAACGUCUUCAGAUUCCACGAGCAGAGAAACCUCAAAUACAAAGUCUUCUGAGGAAGAGGAGACUUCCAGCUUACAAGAUCAUUCUCCUAGACAAAUGCAAACAGCUAUGGACAUGACAAGCAAUGAUGAAAGUGGAGAAGAAGACUCUUACACGGAUUCAUAUGGACACAAUCAGAAUCAAUCAAUGAAUACGGAGGAAGACAUACCUUGGCCAAUGAGUCCAUCUAGAGUUAACACAACAGCAAGUCUGCCUAGUGUUUGUGAGAAUGGAACAUCUUCUUCCGAGAGAGUAGGCAUCAUGCACACUCUGAUUGAGGAUUGUACUGUCAAUUAGAUUCAAUGGAGAACAGAUUCAAACACACAUAAUAAACAUUCUUGCUUUUAUUCC
Eruca vesicaria subsp. sativa (arugula) is the source of this 2135-nucleotide messenger RNA. The record is from the annotation of a GenBank genome assembly. NCBI's taxonomy places the organism in Eukaryota, Viridiplantae, Streptophyta, Magnoliopsida, Brassicales, Brassicaceae.